Molecule: messenger RNA, 2247 nt
Organism: Ceratosolen solmsi marchali
Lineage: Eukaryota; Metazoa; Arthropoda; Insecta; Hymenoptera; Agaonidae
Product: peptidylprolyl isomerase domain and WD repeat-containing protein 1
Exons: 8
Coding region: 356-2191 (611 amino acids)
Biological process (GO): protein peptidyl-prolyl isomerization
Molecular function (GO): peptidyl-prolyl cis-trans isomerase activity; protein binding
Source: RefSeq, a predicted model, not a curated record
CGCUAAAAGCUCCAUUCGUAAGCUGAUUCCGUGUACUUAAGACUUAUUUAUUGGUCGGAAGUAAUUAUUAAAUAAUACUAUCGUGAUGCUAAAAUGAAGUUUUCUUUCAUUAUUUUCAAUUGAGAUAUUUUAAGGUCGCAGUAAAUCAGGUUUAGAAGUUUGAUAAAUUUGAAUUAUCGGCCAUUUUGACCGUAGUACUCAUAGAUAAGAGACGAUGUGAGCUUCCUGACUGGAACUUUAUUGUACCGCCAGGAGAUGAAAAACUCGGUAAAAUUUUAGUUGUGUCUCAGACAUUUAAAUAUUAUACAUAAAUGUGUAAAUACUAACGUUAUUCAUUAAUAUUAUACUUAAUAUUAUGAGUGAAAAAAGAAAAAUAACAACAACUGAAGAUGAAAAUGAAGAGUCUAUCGGACCUUCUCCAACGGACGCUAUUGGUCCAAAGAAACAAAGAGUUUUAGAGUAUGAGAAAGUGUAUCUCAAUAAUUUACCUUCUUGCGAAUGCUAUGAAAAAUCAUACAUGCAUCGUGAUAUAAUUACACACAUUGUAGUAACAAAAACAAAUUUUAUUGUGACCGCUAGUUGUGAUGGACAUGUUAAAUUUUGGAAAAAACAAGAUGAACUUAUUGAAUUUGUCAAACAUUUUAGGGCACAUUUAAAGGCAAUUCAAGAUCUUGCAGCGAGUUGCAAUGGAAUUCAUUGUUGUACAAUUAGUACUGAUAAAUGUAUAAAAAUUUUUGACGUUGUAAAUUUUGACAUGAUUAAUAUGAUGAAUCUUGGUUAUAUACCUCAAUGUGCUGAAUGGAUUUAUUCACCGGGAGAUGCUAUAGCUGUUGUUGCAGUUUCUGAUCAAGAAUCUAAUAAAAUAUAUAUUUACGAUGGUCAAGGUUCUGAAACACCUACUCAUAUUUUUGAUACACUGCAUACUAAGCCUAUCGUUGCUCUUAAAUAUAAUCCUAUAUACGACACAUGCAUAUCUGUAGACAAAGCAGGAAUUUUAGAAUAUUGGACUGGACCAAAAACUGAAUAUAAAUUUCCUAAAUGCGUUAAUUUUAAAUCGAAAUUAGAUACAGAUUUAUUUGAAUUUGCUAAAAAUAAAACUUAUCCUUGUGGUUUGGCUAUUUCCAAUGAUGGUAAAAAAUUUGCCUCGUUAAGUGGAGAUAGAAAAGUUCGAGUAUUUAAUUUUAUAACUGGAAAAAUGUCCAGAGUUUAUGAUGAAUCACUACAAAGAUUUACAGAAUUACAACAAACAACACAGCAACUUCCAAACAUGGAAUUUGGUAGAAGAAUGGCAGUUGAAAGAGAAAUGGACAAAACGGAAACGAAUCUAGGUAAUAUAAUUUUCGAUGAAUCAGGAUAUUUGAUAAUGUACAGUACAAUGUUGGGAGUAAAACUCGUAAACAUCCAUACGAAUCGCUGCCUAAAAAUUUUAGCAAAACCAGAAAAUAUUAGACCAAUGCAGCUGGCAUUAUUUCAAGGCAAAGCAAAGAAAACAGCAGCAAUAACAGUCGAAAUGGAAGCUUCGGAAAAUCCAACUUUAGAAAUGAAUCGAUCCGAUCCAACUCUUUUCUGUACUGCACAUAAAAAGAAUCGUUUCUAUAUGUUCACAAGACGCGAACCCGAAGAUACAAAAGGUCCAGAAUGUGAUAGAGAUGUUUUCAAUGAAAAACCUUCAAAAGAAGAUAUUAUUUCGUCUACUGAAACCUCCAAUAUGCAAAAGAUCUUUGACAGUGCUAUCAUUCACACAGCUCUUGGAGACAUUCAUGCCAAUCUUUUUGGAAAAGAAGUUCCUAAGACAGUUGAAAAUUUCUGUGUGCAUGCAAAGAAUGGAUAUUAUAAUAGUCAUAUCUUUCAUCGAGUUAUUAAAGGCUUUAUGAUACAGACUGGUGAUCCAUCUGGCACCGGUACUGGUGGUGAAAGUAUAUGGGGUGGAGAAUUUGAAGAUGAAUUUAAGAAAAAUCUUAAGCACGAUAGACCUUAUACUCUCAGUAUGGCUAAUGCUGGUCCAAAUACAAAUGGAAGUCAGUUUUUCAUUACUUUAAUUCCAACACCUUGGCUAGAUAAUAAACACACAGUGUUUGGUCGAGUUGUAAAAGGGAUGGAAGUAGUCCAAAAUAUUAGUCAGGUUAAAACAAAUCCUAAAACAGACAAACCAUACGAUGAGAUAAGGAUAAUUAGUGUUACGGUGAAAUAAUAAUAAAAAUUGUAAAAACAAUGUAAAUAAAAUGAACUGAUUUUUAUUAAACUAAC